AUGAUCUUUGAUGCCCUGUUCGGAGGUGCUUUGACCAUACUCGUUGAGCAAACGAACAUAUACGCCAAAGAAACCAAAAAGAAAGCUUGGCAGGAUACCGCAGCUGAAGAAAUGAAAGGAUUCCUAGAUAUUCUCAUCAGAAUGGGCAUUCUUCAACUUCAAAACAGACGGGACUACUGGUCCACGGACAGCGACCUCGGAGUGGCAUCAGUUAGCCCAGUGAUGCCAAGAGCACGACUUUUUCAGCUUCUUCGAUCACUGCAUGCCAACGACAACAAGACAGCGACUAGAAAAGGAGACGUCGGCCAUGUCCCUUUGCACAAACUUCGACCUCUUAUCACAGAGCUCUCCGAAACAUUCAGAGCUAGCUACCAGCCAUCUGCAUACCACUCAAUUGAUGAGAGUAUGAUUCUGUUCAAAGGAAGGAAGUCAUUCAAACAGUACAUGCCCAUGAAGCCUAUCAAAUGUGGGUUCAAAGUAUGGGUGCUUGCUGAUGCUACAACUGGCUUUAUUAACCAGUUCGAAGUCUACACGGGCAAAGAGGGCGAUGGCGGUGGGCUCGGCUACAGGGUAAUCCAGAAAUUCACUGAGGAACUUGUCGGGACGGAGUGUCUGGUAGUGUUCGACAACUUUUUUAGUUCACCCGAACUCAUGCAGGACCUGUUUGACCACGGGAUAUAUGCCGUGGGAACUGUCCGUGCACAAAGAAAAGGUCUUCCUGAUGUUGUGAAGAACAAAAAGAAAAUCAAUGAAGGCGACCACAACUACAAGGUGAAGGGAAAUGUUGCUGCGAUCCAGUGGCAAGACAAGCGGCUAGCCAACGUAGUAACAACAGACCACGAUCCUUCAGAGACGUCACUAAAGCAAAAUGAGGGGGAAAGCGUCGCGGACUACCUGGCCGAAUUACGGAGAAUCGCAGACCACUGCGGUUUUGGGGACGCUCUAGACAACAACCUAAGGGACCGAUUUGUCAUCGGACGGUGCGAGAAGACGGUGCAGAGGAUCCUCCUGGCGAAACCAAAGAAACUUACGCUCAAAGAGGCGCUGGACACAGUGUUGGCGGCGGAGUUAGCAAUGCGGAACGCCGACCGGCUUCCUGGCUCAAGUUCGCUACCCACUACUGCGGGGGACGUGAAUGCCUUGCGGUUUAAGAAGCACAAGGGACGUCAGCAGGAAACGUCUCGGACGAAGACUGCGCAGCCCUGCAUUCGUUGCGGAGACAGCUCUCAUGACCAGCCAAACUGUCCACACAAGAAAACGACGUGCUUCACGUGUAACAAGCAGGGAGAUUUGGCGAGCCGGUGCUUUCGCACUCAGUCGACACCGGCGGUCAACCGAAAGAAGCAGCAGGCCAACCUGCUCACGGAAGAAGCACAGCUAGGACAGGCAGAGGAGGCUUUCCACUUGUUCACAGUGCACACUCCAAAAGCUACGGUUGAUUCAGUCAACGAAGUGCUCCAGUGGGGAACAGUAGAAGUGACCAUGCAGGUUGACACUGGCUCCCCCGUGUGCAUGAUUUCUAGGGACACAUACUCCAAGAAUGAUAAUGUCUGGCCACCCCUACAGGAAACUACCAAGGAGCUCCACUGCUACCUGGGGAAACUACCAGUGCUGGGAGUCCUGGCGAUGCCAGUAAGGCAUGGAAACAAACAAGUGCAAGGACAACUGUACAUUGUGGAUUGUACGGGUCUAUCCUUCUGUGGUCGAGACGUCAUCUAA
Messenger RNA from Ixodes scapularis (black-legged tick), 1719 nucleotides. Its product is annotated as piggyBac transposable element-derived protein 2-like. The record is from RefSeq and is a predicted model, not a curated record. The transcript is spliced from 2 exons. Bases 1 to 1719 code for a protein of 572 amino acids. Gene Ontology annotation, molecular function: zinc ion binding; nucleic acid binding. Lineage: Eukaryota; Metazoa; Arthropoda; Arachnida; Ixodida; Ixodidae.